Messenger RNA from Striga asiatica, 881 nucleotides. Lineage: Eukaryota; Viridiplantae; Streptophyta; Magnoliopsida; Lamiales; Orobanchaceae. The record is from the annotation of a GenBank genome assembly.
UAAAAUUAGUAGAUUGCUUUGACAUGAUUGAGGUUGUUUGGUGAAAUAGACUUCUUUAUCCCUUUUAAAAUGCAUUUUAAUUAGUUGGGGUAAAUAAAAACCCUAAAUCAGAUCUCUGCGCUAAUAAUUGAUCUGUUUUAGCUGAAAUUAAAUCCUAAAUUCAAGCACCCGAAGAUAUCUUUGCACACGAAUAUGGCAGAAUUUGCGGACAACACAGAAGCCAUUAUUAUCAGAAUCGAACACAAGUCCCGCAAGAUCGAGAGCUUACUCAAACAGUACAAACCAGUGGAAGCUUUGAAGACAGCUCUUGAAGGGUCCCCGCCUAUGACCAAAGACGAGCGCUGUAAGUCUGCAAAUUGGAUAGUGGUGCACAGGGCAAUAAUGGCAAUAAAAGAUGUUGAUAGUUUGUUCUCAGCUCUUGAUCCUGAGUACUAUGAUGUCCUCAUGAAGUACUUAUAUAGAGGUUUAUCGACUGGAGAUCGGCCCACCUGUGAUCAGUGCUUAAGAAUUCAUGAGAAACUUACAGAGAAAGCUGGAUUAGGUUGCAUAUUACGUUCGUUAGCCGACAAAGUUAACACUGUUUAGUUUUUUGCCUUUGUCCUUUCAAUUUUAAUCUAUUGGCUUUUUGUACUGUAAUCACGACCAAAUUGAUAUGUUCUUUUAUGUUCGAAAAACUUCCCCUUUGUAACUUAAAGAGUAAUGUUAUCAGCAUAUUUGUAUUGAAAGGGCAAAUACAUUAUAGUCCCAUAUAACUGUCAGAACCCUUUCUUGUUUUGGUCAACUGAUUUAAAUUGAAAGGGCAACCAAGUACAGAUAGAAUUAUUGUCAAAUAUUCCAUGAAUUAAUUGGCCCUGACUGGUUUGAAUAGUUACUACCUAGUA